AUGCUGGAUACCUGGAACCUGGAGUCCCUCAACCUCUGUGGCCCCUCCAUGACCCCUCUACACACCCCAAGAGCCGGUCUAGGCCCUGUUCACACUCUGGGAGAAAGUCUGGGCCUGUUCACACUCCCGGAGCACUUCAGGGCCUGUUCACACCCCUGGAACCCUGGUUCACUGAUACACACCAUCCUAGGACGCUCCAACAGCCUCAGCCCCUCCACGCGGCACCGCCCACAUACCACUCCAGGAGGAUAUAAGCGCCCGCAGUGCCUCACGCGCUCCACUGUGACGGAGACUCAGGAUUCAGAAGGGCAGAACAGUGGACAGAAGAUGGCGCUCCUCAUCUGUGCUCUGGUGUGUGCCCUCCUCAGCAGUGCCUGUGCCGGCCCGGCCAAACUGCUGCUGCACCAUAAAGCACACAUCAGAGACUCAGACUCAGACUCAGACCAGGACUCAGACCAGGACAGGAUGAACAUGUGGAGGUUCUACACAGCCACGAGAUCCUCCAGCGAGUCCCAGUCCUCCGAGGAGUCUUCAGAAGACAAACGCCUCACUCAGGCUCCUCCCACAGAGCUGCCCCCUGCCGGCUCCACCCCUCCCACCGGGCUCCCUGUCACCAUGACAACAGGCCUGCCCGGGACACACCUGCCCACAAUGGUCACUGGCUGUGUGACUGUGGACAUCUCCACAGAGCCCCCAGUCACCAUCCGCAGAGGGGACGCCUAACACGGACUGAACAUGAACUCACUGAGCUUCACUUUCACUGCUCUUUUCACAACUCACAACUUAUCUACCCCAGAAAAGUGAACUAAUGUUUGUUUCUAAAAGAACCCAAACCAAAAGCCUACUGCUAAGACACAGACGAGCCCACAGCCAUGUCCACAAGAGAAAACUUAAAGAGGGCUAUUUAUUCUCUUUUUGUAGCUUUCUACCAUCAUCUAACUUUGUUCCCUCAAAGACAAAAACAUUUGUGUUUUAUACGUCAUCCUUGCAUGUUGCAAUAUUCUUGCGAUCUCUCCCAAUGCUAUUUGAAUCCUCCUUACAUUUUGCAGUUCAAGCCUGUACAAGUUUCCAUCCACAAGUCUUUGGAAUCCAGUCUCCUGCACAAAACAGAACACUACAACUUCACAAACCUGAUGCAAUGUGCAGUAGUUUCAUUAUUAAAAUUAGGUAGUGCUCUAAAGGGGGAUUGAAAGAGGCAUCCAUCCAUCCAAUUUCUUCCGCUUAUCCAGGGCCAAAUCAUGGGGUCAGCAGUCUAAGCAGGCUUCCUUCACCCCGGGCACUUCCUCCAGCUCCUCCGGGGAAGGCCAUUCCCAGGCCAGCCCAGAGACAAAGUCCCUCCAGCACACCCAGGAAGCAUCAGAACAGAUGCCCUCCCCUCAGCUGCUCCUCUCGACGUGGAGGAACAGUGUCUCUACUCCGAGUUCCUCCUGUGUGACUGAGCUCCUCACCCUAUCUCUAAGGGAGCACCCAGCCACCCAGCAGAGGAAACUCAUUUGUGCCACUUGUAUCAGUGAUCUGGUCCUUUCGGUCAUUACCCAGAGCUCAUGACCACAGGUUAGUGGAGGAACGAAGACUGACAGUAAAUCAAGAGCUUUGCCUUUCUGCUCAGCUCCCUCGUCACUACAACACUCUGAUACAGUGACAGCAUCACUGCUGACGCUGCACUGAUCCACCUGCCAAUGUCACGCUCCAUCCUCCCCUCACUCGUGAACAAGACCCAUGACGUUCAUGAAUAGGGCUGAGUAUCAUUAAGAAGAUGCCGAUACGAUACAUACCUCGAUACAUAGGCCACAAUACCAUACACAUCUUGAUACAGUGCACUUUUGAUUCAAUGUAUGUAUUCAAUGUAAAUAUAUUACAACCUUAUCUAUAAAAAAAUGUCAAAUCUGUCACAUAAA
Boleophthalmus pectinirostris (great blue-spotted mudskipper) is the source of this 1898-nucleotide messenger RNA. RefSeq lists its product as uncharacterized. The record is from RefSeq and is a predicted model, not a curated record. NCBI's taxonomy places the organism in Eukaryota, Metazoa, Chordata, Actinopteri, Gobiiformes, Gobiidae. Bases 1 to 723 code for a protein of 240 amino acids. The transcript is spliced from 4 exons.